This is a messenger RNA of Naegleria lovaniensis, 1572 nucleotides long. RefSeq lists its product as uncharacterized. NCBI's taxonomy places the organism in Eukaryota, Heterolobosea, Eutetramitea, Acrasida, Naegleriidae. Gene Ontology annotation, molecular function: chromate transmembrane transporter activity. The coding region runs from base 1 to 1572 and encodes 523 amino acids. The record is from RefSeq and is a predicted model, not a curated record. Gene Ontology annotation, biological process: chromate transport. The transcript is spliced from 2 exons.
AUGGAUUCACAUCAUCCCCCAAACAAAAAACAACAAUUACUUUCAUAUUUAUGGAAAAUAUGGGAAAUUACAUAUACAAUGAUUCCUCUCGGAAUUCUCAGCUUUGGCGGUCCAAUGGCUCAUAUUGCUCUAUUGCAAGACAAUUUUGUCACCAAACGACAAUGGCUCACAGCAGAAAAAUUUACAGAAUUAUUUGCAGUUUGUCAGUCAUUACCUGGUCCAACCAGCACUCAACUUGUACUCACCAUUGGAACCAUGCACGCUGGUUAUUUAGGAGGUUUACUUGCUUUUCUUUUAUUUUCAAUUCCAACAGCAAUAAUCAUGGCUGUGGCUGGCAUUUUGUUAAAAGAUGAAAAAGUUACAGAAAAGUUUCCAUAUUAUCUUACGGUAGCAUUGAAUGGAUUUUCAUGUGCUGCAGUUGCAAUUGUUGCUCAUGCUGCAUAUACACUGUCUAGCAGACUUACAAAAGAUAUUUCUUCAAAAACUCUAUUAAUUGGAGCUUUUGCCACAUUCAUGAUUUGGCAAAAGUGGUGGGUGGUACUUAUUGUCAUGAUAUGUGGUGGAACUAUUAAUUUAAGCAUUGAUUAUUCUUUUAUUUAUUACCAAACAGCUGUAAAGGAACAUGGGUUGACAAAACCAAAGGGAAUCUUUGAUUCAGUUAAAUUCUAUUGGACUGUUUUCAAAAUCAAUCUCAAGAAAUUCAAAACGUUUAUGAGGGAUCUUUUUAACAAGAUUAGAAGAAACAGACAAAAUAUUCCAACACGAAUUAACUCUGGAAAUUUGGAUGACACUGAAGCUCCACAGCUCUUAGAAGAAAAUGCAGUUGAAGAUUUGGAAUCAAACUCUCCUAUUGAUGAUGAGAAACCAAAAAACAACGACAAUGAACUCAUUACUACCACCAACGUCACCUCAUUACCCCCAAGCAUUAAUCAAGACGUUCCUCUUCACAUGAGACCGUUUAUGAGCUUUAUUUUUAUUGGAUUGUUUAUAAUCAUACUUUUGGGAUUGAUGAUUGCUCGGCUCAUUGUGAAAUGGCCUCCGUUAGAAUGGGCAGAAGGUUUUUAUAGAAUUGGAUGCUUGAUUUUUGGUGGAGGACACGUUGUUUUGCCAAUGAUAUUGAACGAGUUUUCAGAAUUAGGUUAUCUUACUGAAGACGCUUUUGUUAACGGCUUCGCCUUGCAAAGCGCGCUACCGGGACCCAUGUUCAAUUUUUCUGCCUACGUAGGAGGAAUUAUGGGUGGCGUUCUUGGCGCAAUAAUAUGCUGGGUGGCACUUUUUCUGCCAGCUGUUUUGGUUGUUUUGGGAGCUCUUCCUGUAUGGAACAGGUAUAGAGAAAAGCAGUUUGUACAGAGCUUGUUGAAAGGUGUCAAUGCUACCUCAGUUGGAUUUGUUUUCACAGCAGUUUAUAUCCUUUGGUUAGCUAGCGUACCCAAUCUUCAUGUGGCUAGUGCUUGUACUGUUGUGUUCAGCAUUCUGUUCCUUAGUGUUUGGGAUCUGCCAGCUCCUCUGGUAAUUUUGAUGGGAGGAGCGGUGAGAAUUGCCCUUGAUGGUUUUGUACCAAGAAAUGCGUAA